This is a messenger RNA of Cuscuta epithymum, 852 nucleotides long. NCBI's taxonomy places the organism in Eukaryota, Viridiplantae, Streptophyta, Magnoliopsida, Solanales, Convolvulaceae. The record is from the annotation of a GenBank genome assembly.
UAGGGGUAUUCUAAAGUCUGCUCCUCCUCCCCAACUUCUCCAUCACUCUCCUCCCUUCCUUAACGGCGGCCUCCGCAAUUCUCGUCGCCCCCGGCUAACGGAAGGGCUCCCUGAUAUCUGCUCGGCUUCAAUUUGCGCUCACGGUCUUCAACGCUGUUAGUUUCGUCCGCUUAACCACUCAAUCCUUGAUUGUUGAAUUUGUUGUUGAAUAGAGGUCUAACUUAGAGAAGGAAUGGAAUCAAAGUUCUUUCGCUUCCUAAAGAUAGUUGGAGUUGGUUUCAAAGCAAGAGCUGAAGCAGAGGGGCGUUUGUUAUACCUAAAACUGGGUUACAGCCAUGAGGUUGAGCUGACUGUUCCUCCGGCUGUUCGUGUGUUUUGCUUCAAACCAAACGUGAUCUGCUGCACAGGGAUUGAUAAGCUAAGGACUCAUCAAUUUGCUGCAGCCAUCAGAAGCUGCAAACCACCAGAAGUGUACAAAGGGAAAGGGAUAAUGUACAUUGAUGAAGUGAUUAAGAGGAAGCCGGGAAAGAAAUCGAAAUGAGUUCUUCAGUGAUGCUAGAUUGCUUGGUCCCAUACUCCCAAUCCAUAGUUUGCCUAUAUCUUUAAAGAUCACUGCUUAAGGCCGGUAGGCAACAUGCCAUUAGUCAAUUAGUGCAACUGAUUUACCAUUUUUUGCGUGGGUGUAUAACUUCUCAUUAUUUAACGACUUCAAUGGAGCAUAUACGAAUUAGGCUGUGUUUAUAUGACCAUUUCAGUUUAUUUUGAGCUGAGAUUUAAUAAAUUGAAACAAUUAAUUCAUGUAGCUCUGUUUGGAUGAAUAUUUGAACUUGACUAAUACUUGAGAAGAUGAUU